GAUUCGACUCACAAGCACGAUUCACUUAAGAAUCGGACAUUGCUCGAUCAGGCCUGAGGCGAUGUGUUAUCUAUGUAGUUAAUCUACGCUUGUCCGUUAUAGCGUCAAAACAUUAUAAUUCUUCCGUGUUAAUUUUCCUAACUGUUCUCCGUUACUAUUCACGUGUUUACGGAAUUCUUUAAUGAUUUAUGUCUUGAAUAACAUUGAGAACUGGUAACGUUAUAUGAACAUAGCUCAAAAAUAAGUAGCUAUAGCCAACGUUUGGUGUGUCCUCACCUUUGCUGAAGGAUAAUUAGCAUCAAGACAUUCAAAUAGUUUAUGUACAAACUGAAGUGACAAACACCUUAACAUAAGCAUGUUUAAAGGCAAAACGGCAUGGUUCUCCGACAGUGUUGGAAAAGGGGUAACCAACUUCUGGGUUUCUGAAGGAGGAGCUCUUUCUUCCUGGAAAACGGCCGGUUACCUCUUCAGUGCUGAUGCCUCCUCUGAAGACACUGAAAGGAUAUAUGAAAGUGAGGAUUAUGUAAAAAACAAAGCAAGGGUUUUCCACAGCAACUUCCUGUCAGCAUGUAAAUCCCGGCAGAGUGUAACAUCUGUGCCUAUUGGCCACUAUGUUCUGCCCCCCGACUCUGUCCAGAAUGAAAUGAGAACGCUAAUCGGAAGGUUCAUUUGGGAAACUGAUGAACAGGUGAUGUGUGAAGAUCAGAUAUAUACUGAAGUGUCUGAAGACAGUCUGUCUGAUGUGACUGAACAUCAUCCAGUGAGAGAGAAGAACAGCCAGGAUGAUUACGAGACCGCUGCAUCGCCAAACAAGGUGUGUUCUUGUAAUGACAUGUGGAAAUAUCCCGUGAACAACAUGAUCUCAGGAUAUGUUUAUAUUGACCAAAUGAAGAAGUAUUCAGGGGACCUUUAUGAUUUUCAUCCCUCCCUCCAUGGCCAUAACGUUUCGAGAUCUAAUGACGUGACACCUCGUCAUUGUCACAAAGAAAUGUAAUAUAAUAUGCUCCACGUAAGAAGUUGAUUGUCUUUGUU
Molecule: messenger RNA, 1032 nt
Organism: Carassius auratus (goldfish)
Lineage: Eukaryota; Metazoa; Chordata; Actinopteri; Cypriniformes; Cyprinidae
Gene: terb2
Product: telomere repeat binding bouquet formation protein 2
Exons: 7
Coding region: 356-994 (212 amino acids)
Biological process (GO): meiotic attachment of telomere to nuclear envelope; homologous chromosome pairing at meiosis
Cellular component (GO): nuclear inner membrane
Source: RefSeq, a predicted model, not a curated record